UGAAUUGUGGGAUAGUGAUUAACGGAAGUGAAAGAGCUGUUACAAAAAUACAGUUCCUGAUGAAGACAACAUUUCGUUUUUCAUAACAACUUAGACUUAUAACGAUGUCUAAAAGUCGCCAUGACAUCGAUAAAGAUACCGUGGUGGCCUACCACGACUUUAUACAGGGCCAGAUUAAAGGUGAGCUAAAUGGCGUUAAUCUGGGCCCUGGACGGUCCUGCUGUUUGAUGGCGGGGAUAGUGUUUGUACUCGGACUGGUAUUUGGCAUGGUCGGUAUCCUAGUGGUCACUCUGAGGACUCGCCAUGUUUACCUGUGGGACUGGAACGACCAAUUUCUGGGGCCAGCCUUCAUCGUGCUGAUGUUGCUGUGUGUGGGGCUGGCCGUGUUCCUAGUGGUGGAGGGGAAACGGAGAGCCAACGCCUACAGGAGAGACCUAGUGUUCCGGCCCAUUGGUGACUAUGGAGUAGCUGUUGUCCACAAAAGUAGACUGAAUUAUGAAGAGAAAACAAGAGAUAACUUGAAGUCAGGGACAACACCACAUCAGCCCAUUCAGCCCAAACCUUACCAGCCCAUUACUUAUGAUCAUGAGGGUCGUCCAAGAAAAGCUGGAUAUGAGAAUCGAGGCUAUGGAGACACUGACCCAAGAGGUCCCCCACCUCGGUAUGAAGAGAGAGGUCGACAUCCUGAUGAUCGCAGACCUCGAGGUCCUGACAGACGAGGGCCUGAUGACAGGAGAGGCCCUGAUGACAGACGUAGACCUCCUGGUGAUCGACCAAGGGGACCCCCAGAUGACCGGACUAGACCUGAUCGUCCUCGUAUGCCACAUCCACGUCGUGGUCCCCCAGGUGGGCCUGAUGAUCGUCCAAGGAGACCUCCUGGUGGCCCUGAUGAUCGAAGAAGAGGCCCUCCAGGGGAUCGGAGGAGAGGACCUCCGGGACCUGAUGAUAGGCGACGCCCACCAGGACCCCAAGGGGACAGAUAUAGAGAUGAUAGAAGACGAAUGGAAGAUGAUCGACGAAGGGAGGAGAAGAGAAGGGAAGCAGAGGGUGAACCACGGCGAGAACCUAUGCAGCAACCACCUGAUGCUGAUUUCAGACCUCCACGAGGGGGUGACGACACCAAUCGUGUCCUGCUCAACAAUGAUGGUCGACAUGAGGAGUCCGAGUUUUAAAGUCCCGUGUCAGCAAUAAAAACAAGUUUGGACCAAAGUGAUAGAUUUUAUUGGAAGCUGUCUGAAUGGUUUAAGUCUAGUCCUGACAUCAUAUUCAGCAAACUGUCUGCAUUUUAACUUGUAGGUUCUGUGAAAAACACAGAGUGUAAAACAACUCAGAAUUGUGUCAUCUGUUCAAAGAUUUGAUUACAGUUUUAUAUUGUACAUGUAAGAAAUAUCAGAUCUUAUAAUUGUGAUCGGAGCUUGAUCAUCAUGAAUAAGAUAUGGUUUAUACAUAUGAUAUGAAUUGAAAUUAUUGAGAUGGGAGCAGCUGCAAGAUGUUUAUAGGAUAAGAACCACCCUGUUUAGUAUGACACCCUGCUGAGUAUGACAAUAUCUACACUUGGUAAUCUGUGGGGUAUCUGAUAACCCUGUAGUUACAAGGCCACUGUUAAUUAGGGGGCAACUGAUCUACAACAAGUGUCAUCUAUCAUAGAUUAUAUGUACACAAGACCUCAGUGAAUAAGAAAAUAUUAGUCGAAACGUUUUUACAUAUAUAUGUAAUUAUUUUGAAAUUUUACGAACUACAAUAAUUGCCAAAAAAUUGAAGUUUACUUGUGGAAUCUGAUAUACAACUAUUUUACUGGAAACAUUUUUAAGAAAGUUAUUUCUAGCAAACUGAUGACAAAGAAUAUCUUGUUAUCGUAAACAAUAUUGUAUGUAAUAACUGAUGUACACAGGCAAUUGUCAUGCAUUUCAAAAUUUAAAAAAAACCUUUUUUUAAACAAUUUGAAAUUUGUAUUAGAAUUUUAAGUAUAUUUUGUUAAAGAAUUUUUAUUUGAAACUACUACUUUUUAUCAAUCAACAUAAUACUUUAUGUGUGUGAGGUCUGAGUCUUUGACCUAUUGAUCAAUCCAUGCUGGCAGACUACCAGAUGAAUGAUACAGAAUGGCUGACAGUAAACAUUCCAUUAUUCUAUUUAAAGUGUGUGAUAGUGAAUCUCUUAACUUGGGAGACCAGAUUAUAAUAUAUAAAUCAUAAAAACAUAGUUUUUUAUUCCAUCUAUGUCAAUCAAGAACAAGAAAACAGUUAAUUUACUCAAUUUAUUUUAUAGGUUACUCUUACCCAAGUAUCAAACAAUAUAGGUUACUGUUACCCAUGGAUCCGGUAACCGGGACUGUGACAAUUUUCUGUUACUAUAAUAUAAGGAUUUUACAGCUUCACCAAUAUUAGUUUGCUGUUUAUAAGGAUUUUACAGCUUCAUCAAUAUUAGUUUGCUGUUUAUAAGCUCACCUGCCUGAAGGCCCUUGACCUAUAUUCAAGGUCACAGGGGUCGAGUAGGCAAAAAUCUUUAAACUCCUUCUCUAUUACCAAGAGACCCAGAGAGUUGAUAUUUGGCCACUAGCAUGCUUGGGUGAAGGGCUAUCAGUAUCGUUCAAAUGAAUGACCUUUACUUACAUUCAAGGUCACAUAUGAUAGAAUUUUAAACAGUGAUUUCUCUAUAGCCAAGAGACUCUGAGACCUGAUUUUAGGCCAAUAGUAUGCUGGAAUGAAGGACAAGAAAUUUCACAAUUUUUGCCAAUUGACAUGAAUAAAGCUAGUCUACUAUGUUAUUUGAAUAAAGCAGUAAUCAGCAUAGUAUCUGCAGAAACGACCUAAAUCAACUGCAAAAUUGUUGUAGAAAAUAAUUUGAUUCAUGUUAUGGUUAGACAUCAAUAAAAAAAAUCAUAACUCUCUUGUUUAAAUUUAAAUUGCUUUUUUCUUCCUCUUCCUUUUUUCUUCUUUUUUUUUUAGUUUCGGUCAUUUGGUAGAUGGAACAAAUUUCCUGAAUGAUAUAAACAUACUAUGAUAUAAUAUAUCUGUGAAUUACACCCAAUUCAUUUGGUGGGGUUCAUGAUAAUUUAUUCGGGUGUUAAUUUAAUCUGGAUGAUACAGGUACAUCAUACAUUCCUAUAAGAUGGCUGCUUCACCUAGAAACAUAGACAUAUCCUCCUCUGUAGAAAAAGAGCGAAGGUGUAGUAAUGGUAACUGGUCAGCAGGGAGAAGAGGUCAGAAAGGACCUUUUUAUGUCAUUAAGAUUUAUAUCAUUUAUAGAUCAUCAAAACAUGACCUCAAGGACAUGAAAAUAAGCAUUGGUAAGUGUAGGUCAUCAAAAAAUAAUCUUUUAUGUGAUUAGAAUACAACAUACUUGUAGGUCAUCAAAUUAUGACCUUUACGGUCAUUAAAAUGUGACCUUUGUAAGCGUGGGUCAUCAGAACAUGACCUCUAUACCUGUAUGUCAUCAGAAUAUAACAUUCAUGUAGGUCAUCAAAACAUGACCUUGAAAUCAUAGAACACAAACUGUAUCAUCAUGUGGUGUUGUAAAAUAUCUACGUAGGUGAAGCACAUUUGCCAUACCAUCAUGUGAUUUAAUGGUGUAUAUCAAUUCACUGAUUCGUCUUUGAUUCAAAUUUAGUAAAGUAUAAAAGUAUGUUUCCUAGUUCUAUUUUUGUACCAUAUUUUAUUGUACAUAUUUGUAAAUAUGUGAUCAUUCAAUCAUCAUACAUUCAGUGCCAUUGUACAUCAAGAUCAACAUUGUAUCAAUAACCAUUUCUUUUGUAUAAUCAAAGAUCUUAAUAAAAUUUUAUACUAAUUAGUA
Molecule: messenger RNA, 3789 nt
Organism: Pecten maximus
Lineage: Eukaryota; Metazoa; Mollusca; Bivalvia; Pectinida; Pectinidae
Product: basic salivary proline-rich protein 1-like
Exons: 5
Coding region: 105-1172 (355 amino acids)
Source: RefSeq, a predicted model, not a curated record